This is a messenger RNA of Eupeodes corollae, 842 nucleotides long. RefSeq lists its product as uncharacterized. Bases 20 to 835 code for a protein of 271 amino acids. Lineage: Eukaryota; Metazoa; Arthropoda; Insecta; Diptera; Syrphidae. The record is from RefSeq and is a predicted model, not a curated record. The transcript is spliced from 3 exons.
AAUAAGUGAAGAUUGAACAAUGAGCACGAAGGGGAAGGCCAAACGCGGUGCGAAAGCAUCCGACACUCAAAAAAAUUAUUUAGUUGAAUUUUUACAAAAUAGACCGGACUUAGCAAAUGACAAAUUUCCAAAACAUCUUCAAAGCUCAAAUUACCGGGAUAACGAAUGGGAAUUGUUAAGUGUGGAACUUAAUUCUUUAGGAGGAGCUAUAAAAACAGCAUCCAAAUGGAGGAAAUACUGGAAAGAUUUGACGAUAAAUGUUCGAAAUCGAGACAAUAGUAUUAAGCAAAAGUUACUUCAAAGCGGUAUCAAUGGGUUUCUUCCAAUGCGAGAACAGCCUGAAAUUGAUCUAAAAAUACUUUCGAUAAUUACCACUGAAGAAUACAUUAAACACGAUCAAGGUUCAGUGAACGAAGAGGCUUUCGAAAAAGUCCAUAUUACACGAAACAAUUCAAAACCUAAAAUUGAUGUAUGUGAACCCGAAAUGGAAAAUGAUGAUUCACAAUGUGAUGAGUUUUAUCCAAGUCAGAUAGAAGUGGAACUUUCAAUAUGUUCAAAUGAUUCCACUGAAUUUAAACAAGCAACUCCUUCGAUGUCUACAGGAAAAGAACAACAAAAACGGAAGAGAACUUUUUUCACUCCUCUUUCUGAUAAUGCUUCGCAUUCUUCAAAAUAUGAUUCUUUUUUCAAAUUCUACAUGGAAAUGGAGCAGAAAAAAUUAAAAUUAAAAGAGAGAAAAAUUGAACUGAUGGAAGAAAAUAACCAAAUACAAAUCGAAAUCAAAAAUGGAAUUGAUAUUUUGUUGCAAGAGUUGCAUAAUAAAAAUAAGCUAUGAAGUACAA